Molecule: messenger RNA, 4089 nt
Organism: Melitaea cinxia (Glanville fritillary)
Lineage: Eukaryota; Metazoa; Arthropoda; Insecta; Lepidoptera; Nymphalidae
Gene: Tango1
Product: transport and Golgi organization protein 1
Exons: 13
Coding region: 81-3803 (1240 amino acids)
Biological process (GO): vesicle cargo loading; protein secretion; endoplasmic reticulum to Golgi vesicle-mediated transport
Cellular component (GO): endoplasmic reticulum membrane; endoplasmic reticulum exit site
Source: RefSeq, a predicted model, not a curated record
UACUGUCUUGUGCUAGUGAAUUUUGUAAAUUUAGUAUAAUAAAUAUAUAUUAUUUAUUGCAUAUUAUUAAUGAUGCAAAAAUGAUUCUAUUAAAAUUUGUUCUAUUAAUUUUUUUAAUUUCGAAUAGUUAUUGUAGAGUACCCGAUAAAGUAAAAUGUGUAAACGAAAAUUGCAGCAAACCCAUAUCGAAGGCGAAAACUUUAAUUAAAUAUAACAGUGGUGAUCCAGACCUAAUAUCAUAUCCUUCAAAUGCUGACGCUAUUAUAUACAUGAAAUCAGCUGGUCUUAAUCCAGAUAUAUGGUACGCAAACAUAAAUGGUCAAUCAGGUUUUGUUAACUCGAAGUUUUUAAGAGAAUAUAAAAAAAUUGCUGAGCCAGAGUUUAUUUUACCAGUAGAAGGAGAAACAAGCCAGGAAGAUGUGAAGCCUGACAAGGUAAAACAAGCGCAUGAGGUUGUUGAAGGUACUACUAUUUAUGGAUUGGAACCACAGGCAUCAGAAUUACAAGAAGGUACUACCACUCCAUCCUCAGUUGAAUCUAGUGAUCAAACAGUGCUGCCUUUACUGGACUUAGAACAAAACCUAGAUACUACACAAAAUAGUAAUAAUGAAAAUUCUCCUAUUCAAACCAAUAUUGAAACACUUUUAAAUGAAAAUGUUCAAAAUCAAGCUUCUGCAAGUCAAUCUUCAGAUACACCAGCAGAAAUAAUUUCACAAAGUGAAGAGUAUGUUUCAAGUACAUCAUUAGACAAAGACAUAGCUGACACAAACUCUUCUGAAGAUGACAAUCAGAAAUUAGACAGCGGUAAUGAAUUACCACUUGGUAUUCAAAAUAGUCCACAACAAGAAAACAGUAGUAAUACUAACCAAAAUGCACAAAUAUCUAGUGAAGAGACAAUAAAUCAUGAUUCACAAACAAUAACCCCCGAUUCUCCAAUUGAAAAAACUGAAACUGUUAAUGAAAAUGCUCAACUACAGAUGCAGACAUUUAGUGAAAAUGAAAAUGCAUUUGUAGAGUCUACUGAAGUGCCUAAUGAAGUAGAUUAUGUAAACCCAGAUUUAACAAAGUCUGAUUCUAAUGAUAUGAAUCAUCCAAACUUAGUAUUAUCACCAAAUUUAAUUAAUACAGUUGAUGCUGCACAGGCUAUUGAUAAUCCCAAAAUAUUUAAUGAUAAUGACAAUACUGUUAUUCCUGAACAACUAGUAGACACACCACAAGUGCCUGAAGAUGUAAAUAAGGAUACAAUUUUAGCUAGUGAAAACAAUAAAGUAAGUAUUCUUAAUAUGAAUGAUGAAAUAGGAACUGAUCAAGUAAAUAUUCAAUCAGAUACAACAGCUUCACAACCAGCUGAACAACAAUCUUCUACACAAGAUCGUUCUACAGAUAAUACACAAACAAUUUUGUCUACAACAGUCACACCAGAGCUAAUCAAAGAGACUAUCCCAGCAAUAUAUAAUACUGAUAAUGUACUACCGAUUGAUGUGCCUAUUGAUAAUUCAAAUAAUGUUAAUAAUCCAUCCAUAACAGAACAACCACCUAUUUAUACAGAAGUAGUCAAUGUACCUACACCUGAAGCACAAAAUACUGUUGAAACAACAACCGAGGUUCCUCCAAACCAAGUAUAUACAACUGAGACGACCCCAGAGGUAACUUCAGAGGCUUCUUCUGUAUCUGUAACAGUGCCUGAACAAGAGUCUGACACGCACUCUUCAUCAACUGAAAGUUUGAUACAGGAAAUAUUUAAUACACCUAUAACAGAAGCUUCAAAUGUAGAUGAAAAUAGUGACAAUUUAAUUUCUAGUAUUUACACAACAAUAUCAGAUAUAUGGUCCUCGACAACAGAGACACCACUGACUGAAUCAAUAUUUAACCCUGAAUUGGUUCAAGAACCCAUAACUGAUGAACAAGAAUCUGGAAGUUACUCAUUCAUUAAAUAUUUAUUUUAUACUUAUAACUCUGUCAUGGGUGCUAAAGUACAAUCAAAUGCUCUUUUUCCCUCAGCGGGGGACACCUGUUUUACAGAUGAAUACUGUGACGGUGAAAGCCUUAACAAACCCAAUCGUCUUCUCACCUUCCUUGUAACUACAGCUAGCUCUGUUGUUCUGUUUAUACUCGGAUACUACUACAUAGAAAGUAAAAGACAAGAUAGUAGGCUUAUUGGAAACAUAAAUAAUCUUCAACGAGAAUUGCUGUUUUCUACAAAGGAGUGUGAAAUCCUUAAAGAGGAACUUGCGUCAACUAAAAGUAAGCUAGCUGGCAUUGAAGAUAACUCCUUUGGUAUGGACGAUAUGGUUCAAUCACUUAAGGGAGAAAUACAAGAAUUGAAAGAAAAUAAUGAAAGAUUGCGAAAUUCAUUAGACGACAAUGAAAAAUUAUUAAGAGUGUCAGAAAAUACAGCAGGAGAACUACAAAAUACUUUGGGGGAAGUUGAGAACACUCUCAGUGAACUCUUAGCUGAAAGAGCUCACUCAGAAGAGCAAAUAGCAGAACUGAAUGGUAAAAUUCAAGCAUUUGAAGAAGAAUUAAUAUCAGUCAGUCGAGAAAGGGACAAUUUCCAAUUGAAGUAUGUGUCAGCUGAAACUGCAUUAGAGGAAUUCAAAAAACAAAAGAAAGAACUCGAGGAAGUGAAUCAAAAAUUGAUAGAAGCAAACAAUAAAAUUGAACUGCAAAGACAUGAAAUUGUAGCACUUAAAGAUGCUAUUAAGGAACUGACGAGUGGUACAUCAUCAAAUACUGAUGUAACAUCACUUAUAGAUCACACUGAAAUCAAAGCUAAAUUGUCAAAGGCUUUAGAAGAGAAGAAUUCAUUUAUGAGUAAAUAUGAGGUAGAACACAAGGAGAGGGCUCGGCUAGCAGAAGAACUUACAACUAUACAAGAGUCAUACAAAACAAGCAGACAGCAAACUUCCGAGGCCCUUACCAGGCUUGAAGUACUAGGCAAAUACUUCCAAGAAAGGGAAAGUGAACUUAUGAAGGAACUAAGUACUAAAGAGGCAAUAUGGCUCAGCAAACAAGGAGAAUCAGCGAGUACUAUAGAAAAAAUUGAACUUCUGCAACAAGAAAUUCAAAGAUACAAGGAGAAGUGCGACGCUCUGACGCUAGAACUGGCGGAGCAGGAGUCGGCGCGGCGCACGGCCGUGGGCGAGGUGGAGGCGCGCGCGCACGCCGCGUGGCUGGAGGCGCGCGCCGCGCGGCGGGACGCGGACGCGGCGCGCGCCGACGCCGCCGCGCUGCGCCGCAAGCUCGCCGCGCUCGGCCGCGCCGACGGCGCCGGCUCGCCGCACGCGCCGCACACGCCGCAGGUGGCCUCGCCACUAGAAGCAGAGGUCCUGCCGGCCGCGCUACCGCCGCCGCUGGCGUUCCUCCCCCCACUUCUCCCGCCGCUACCUCGACCGCCGCCUUUAGGCAGGCUGCCUUCGCCGCACCCUCCGAGAUACAGCGAGCGGCGCUACUCCCCCGAGAGCCGCUACUCGCCCGAGAGCCGCUACUCGCCCGAAAGCCGCUACUCGCCCGAGAGCAGAUACUCGCCCGUGCGGCGCUACUCGCCCGAGCCCUCGCGCUACUCGCCCGAAAGCCGCUACUCGCCCCGCCCUAGUCGCUCGCCCUACUCGCCUCGGCAAAGAAGACGAUCUAUAGAAAGGUACAGUGGGCGCGGUUCGCGAUCACGGAACGGUCCCGCCGAUACUGAGACAGAAUACAAUUCCGACAGCCCCACACGACGACAACCUAGGCGAAGAUAUUCCAGGCCAUCAGGGCCAAGUUCAGGUUCAGGAUGUUCUUCUGAGUCCGAAAAAGGAAUUUAAACAAACGCUUAAUAUUAGAAUUGAAGCCAAAUCGUUUUUUAUUGGUUGUUAUGUAUGUAGUCAGGAGUGAGAAAAUUGAUAAACUCCACUGGGAAAGAUUCUUGAAUUGAUGUACCUAGUAUUUAAUUGACAAUUGAGAAUUUAUAGUUUUGUUUUCAAAUCUACUUUUUUUCUUGCUAUCCCAAUCCAAACUUAAUAUAAAUAUAGUUUUUGUUCUAAAUGAAUGGAAAGGAAUAGUUUUCUUAGAACAUCUAGUCUUCCUUCUAUUACAUCUUGCUUACUGAAA